CCCGCUUUCCUCCUCCUCCUGAAGCCUUCCAGAGGCGGGGCUCCACUUUGGCCGCUUUUAGUCCCGACCGGAGCCUCCCGCAGCGCCUUCGGGGACCUGGCGUGGCUCCUUCUUCCUUCCUUCCUCCUCCUCCUCCUUUGUUCCUCGCACUCCUGGCCAUGGCUGUUUGGAGCGGCUCCGACCCCAGCCCUGCCGGCUCGGUGCGGCCCAGCCUGGCCUCGGUCUCUUCGGGGGAGCUGCAGGGCUGCCUCCGGACCUGCAACUGCGAGCUGGCCCUGCUGCCCCUCCGGCAGCUCCUGGCCCUCCAGCCCCACUUUUUCCAGCUUCAGGGGGACAGCCUGGCGGUCUUGAACCCCGGGAACCGAGGCUUCACCGUCCUGAGCGAUGGCUCCCUCCGUAUCGAUGGGAACCAGGAGUGCAGGCUCAGCGGCUACUUCAAGAGGUAUGUGGAACUUAACACCCAUUACGACUAUAAAAACUACAGAGAGGUUAUAUUGGGCCGGCCAUUGGUAUUAUUUGUCAACGUGAAAACAAGAUACAGUUCUUCAAAAGAAAAGACCUACGCCUUGCUUGUGAAUGUCCGGCAUCCAAAGAUGAGAAGACAGAUUGAAAAUGGAAUGAACAACAUCAUAUCAUCUGUUAUUGGAGAAAGCUAUAAACUUCAGUUUGACUUCCGGGAUGUUGUGAAGAAGUUUUUUCCUUCCGGAGCCCAUCUUGUCAAUGAAGAAAGCUUGAGCUUCUCUUAUGAAUUCAAAUCUGAUGCCUUGUUUGAUUUCUUUUAUUGGUUUGGAGUCAGCAAAAAGACUGUUUCAGUGAAUGGGAAAGUUCUUAACUUGUCCAGUACUAAUCCAGAGAAGAAAGACAUUAUAAUGAAGUUUCUGGAUAAAAUGAGCGAACCAAACCUACGGUCAAACAGCUUUUCAGACAGAAAGUUCAGCAUUAUUUCCAGAACUUCAGUGGAUGACGUGUUUAAUGGCAACCUGACACCGCAAUCACCUUGGACAGAAACAGUUUGGACACUUUCAGGAGUUAAGAAAUUAGAGGACUGACCACAUGCUGUGAUUGGAUUUUCAUAAAUCAGAAGAGGAUAGGUCAGAAAAUGAGAAAAUGUAUCACAGAAUGACCUUUACUGCAGAAUGCAACUAAUUUCUGAAAGAAAGAGUGUGUUCUGUAUCCUUCCUCAAAUUGCAGGAUGUUCUGGUGUUCCAGUUGGUUUUUGUGAUUAAGGAAAAGCAUCUUCUCAUUUCUGAAAUGCCACCUGCAGAGUUGACUCUUUGCACAGCGCAUUAGGAGUUGCUUGUUUGGAGCAUAGAUAUUUCUUGGUAUUGCUGUUAAACACUUAAGCAUAUAGCUAAACAGAAGAAUUUAAAAUCUAGAUUAGUUAUUUUAAAUAACUACCACAUGUUAAAAGAUGAAGAGUACCAUGACUAGCAAGCUGUUACAUAACUGUUCUUGUCCUUAUCACCUUUCAAUUUCCAGCCUAAAGAGAUUAAAAAUGCUUCUAAUGCUCAACAAGUAGAUGAAGUAGUAUUACAAACUGAAGUACAGGAUUUUUAAUGGCAAGUGGUGGCCUUGAAAAAGUAAUAUAUGCACUACUUAACCUGAAGUGCAUUUUUGUGUUAUGCAGACAAUACUCCAUUUUUAGCUUUGCUUUGGCUUAGAAAGAUUUUACUGUGUGCCUGUAGAUAAAACUGAAACACUUGUCUACCAUUCAGAAAGCUUUGAGAGUAUAGUCUCUUCCUAGAUCUCCCCAGACCAUAAUAAUUCGUUCUUCCUGUAGGUCAUCCUGCAUCUUAAAUUGUUCACUUGUUUAUUCUGAAGCACUGUAAGAUUAACUGAAAGCAGUUGGAAGAAUUUAAUGUUGCAUUUUAAUGAAUUUUGUCUUGCAUUCUGAUGUCAUUUAAGCCUUUGUAUGUCACAUCUUGAAAAAUGUUUGCCCAGCACUUCAGUUUAUAUGAAUGCUAUAUGAACAUAGAGAUAGUAAAAAGUGUUUAAAGCAACGAUGUAAUGGUAAUACAAGUUACUUAAAAACAUUAAUAAACACUUAACAAACUGAGUUAUAACAGCACACUGCAUUAUUGCAGAAUUAUAAUGUGCAUUGCCUGUGUUGUUGAUGCAAUGAAGUCAUGGGAUUAUAUCUCACAACUUCCAUCCAGACCAGGACAUGGUCUUUUUAGAGCUGAUAUUACAGCAUACAUUCUUCUCAAUAUAUUCCCAAAUUGCAGGAAAUGGAACUCAAUUCAACUGUUGUUCUGAGCUAUUUGUUAAAGGCAGAUGUGGUUUACAAGGUUCUUUCAUAUGGAAUGCUUUUUCAGUCAAAAUAGACAUACGUUAAUGGUACACAAUGCUGUAUAAUGCAGAACAGAAAAAUCCAUACCAUACAUAUAUGGCAAUUUCUUAUUUUUACAAUGAUGUCAAUGAUGGUAAAACAGGAUCUACUGUUUGGCAGUACAGCCAUGAGGACAACACACUGUUGUAUGGUUAUUUAGGUGAGUGAAUCCCUUUUUUUCAGUUGUAAUAUUUGGGACAUUUUUACAAUUGCCAACACAUAUGAAUCUCCUGGAAUUUAAUUUUUCCCCCCAUAAAUAGCAUGGGGCUAGAGUACUCUGAUCAUUUUCCUAAGUGUCCUUUUCCUAAGAGGGAAUGUCUUAUUUAUUUCUUUGGAUGAGGCAUGCUUUGUGCACACUCUUCCUCUGAAAACAAAAUGGGCAACCUGCAUGAGGACUGGAAACUGGAAAAAAUCUGUUCUCCUCAGACACUAAAUGAAUGUGUGAAUAUAACUCGGAGGACUAAAAAUGUAUACAUCAUAGGCAUUCCAUAGUAAAACAAGCUGUUUAAGAUGUUGGGGAGAUGUAUUUGCAUGUGGCAAACCUAAUUGGGUAUCAUAUAUAAUUUUCAAUCUCUCUGUAGCAAAUUGUUUAUCUUUUCUGUGUGCUUUCAUAUUUGCACAUCAUUUUUUAUAUCAUCAGUGUUCAAUAUGGAAAUGCUGCCCUUAAAUGUGGAAUCAUAAGAAUUGGAAGAGACCACAUGGGCCAACUAGUCCAACCCCCUGCCAUGCCGGAAAAGCACAAAGUAUUAAAACUGUGCUAUAUUGGACCUUUUUGGCAAAGCAGCACUUUGAUGUUGCUUGGAGAAAGGAAUUCUGCAUAACUAGAAUGAACAAGCCCUGUUAGAUAUUUACCUCCCAGGCUUUUGGCAUGAUCAUACAUGUUUUAAAUACUAGUCAACCUCUUUUUAUAUAUGAUUCUGUUCAGUGCCUUUGUUUGUCAUCACUGCACAAUAAAGUGAGAUUUUGAA
Anolis carolinensis (green anole) is the source of this 3297-nucleotide messenger RNA. RefSeq names its product mesenteric estrogen dependent adipogenesis (gene medag). The record is from RefSeq and is a predicted model, not a curated record. NCBI's taxonomy places the organism in Eukaryota, Metazoa, Chordata, Lepidosauria, Squamata, Anolidae. Gene Ontology annotation, cellular component: cytoplasm. Bases 159 to 1049 code for a protein of 296 amino acids. The transcript is spliced from 5 exons.